UAAGCAGUAGCUUCUUUCUAUCCUACGAAAUCAAAUCCGAGCAUCGUCCGGGCUCCGCUCGACUUCCCUGUCGCAAAAGCACAGGGAGAGAUCUACUCCAGUUGCUUGCUUCUCAAUUUCCAGAUCUCUACUCGUGAAUUCUCCCUUUUAUUCAAAGCAAGAAUAGAAAUGGCUGCGGGGGGUUUUGUGAACCGAGCAUUUGAGUCAAUGCUAAAGGAAUGCUCGGGCAAGAAGUACCCCGAUCUUCAAAAGGCUAUUCAAACUUAUAUUGAUAUCACCAAAGUAUCAAAUCAGCAAUCUAAACCGGGCAAGACUAAUCAAGCAGCACCAUUGGCUGGAACUGAGGGUUUGCUUGAAGGGGCAGCAAAAACUGGAAAGCAAUCAGAUCAGCUAAAAAAUACUUCUGAUGAGGCACCUGAUGGAAAGCCAGUGGGCCAUAGUGGAAAUAUCACUGUUGCAUUAGCAAAUGCUGGGUGCACGUUAGAUGAAGCUGAAGUAGAGAUUGUUUUGAAUCCAUUCCGUCUUGCAUUUGAGACAAAGAAUUUAAAAAUCAUUGAACCCGCUUUGGAUUGUCUUCAUAAACUCAUUGCUUAUGAUCACUUAGAGGGAGAUCCUGGUUUAGAAGGUGGUAAAAAUGUCUCACUGUUCACUGACAUUCUGAACAUGAUUUGCAGUUGUGUUGAUAAUUCAUCACCUGACAGUACAAUUUUGCAAGUGUUAAAGGUACUUCUGACAGCAGUAGCAUCUGCAAAAUUUAGAGUACAUGGGGAACCUUUGCUAGGAGUAAUCAGAGUAUGCUACAAUAUUGUCUUGCACAGCAAGAGCCCCAUAAAUCAAGCAACAUCAAAGGCAAUGUUAACGCAGAUGAUCAGCAUUGUAUUCCGGAAAAUGGAAACUGAUCCUCAAACUCAGGUUUCUACUUCAUCUAGUUCUGCUGUAAAUGUAGAAGCCACUUCAGAGGAGAAAUCAAAUGCAAAAGUUGAAGAAACUCUGACUAUGGACCAAAAUGAGGAAGGAAUGACUUUGGGAGACGCUCAUGACAAGAUGAAAGAGACAUCGCUUGCAUCUGUUGAGGAACUCCUAAAUCUUGCUGGUGCUGCUGAUAUCAAGGGCUUGGAGGCUGUUCUUGACAAAGCCGUGCAAAUUGAAGAUGGUAAAACAAUAACAAGGGGGAUUGACCUGGAGAGCAUGAGCAUUGGAAAACGAGAUGCUUUACUGCUAUUCCGCACCCUAUGUAAGAUGGGUAUGAAGGAAGAUACUGAUGAAGUAACAACCAAGACAAGGAUUUUGUCUUUAGAGCUUCUGCAGGGAUUGUUGGAAGGAGUUAGCGAUCCGUUUACAAAGAACUAUCAUUUUAUUGACUCUGUAAAAGCAUAUCUUUCAUAUGCUUUGUUGCGGGCUUCAGUUUCACACUCACCUAUCUUAUUUCAGUACGCAACUGGAAUAUUCUCAAUACUUAUUUUACGAUUCAGGGAAAGUCUCAAAGGUGAAGUUGGUGUAUUCUUUCCAUUGAUAGUUCUACGAUCGCUGGAUGGCUCACAAUGUCCAAUUAAUCAAAAAAUGAGUGUUCUUCGGAUGCUUGAGAAAGUUUGCAAAGAUCCUCAAAUGCUUGUUGAUGUAUAUGUCAACUAUGACUGUGAUUUGAAGGCACCAAACUUGUUUGAACGCAUGGUAACCACACUGUCUAAAAUAGCUCAGGGGACUCAAAGUGCAGAUCCAAAUGCUGUUUCAUCCCAGGCUACGUCAAUUAGAGGUUCAUCACUUCAGUGUCUAGUUAAUGUCCUUAGAUCACUUGUUGAUUGGGAGAAGUUAUGUAGAGAAUUUGGAAAAAAGAUUAAAAGAGUUCAGUCUCUUGAAGAAGAGGUUUCACCUGGAGAAUUUGUUGAAAUAAAGAUCAGAGAAGAUGUGUCCAAUAACUUUGAAAAGGCAAAGGCUCACAAAUCCACAAUGGAAGCUGCUAUAGGAGAGUUCAACCGGAAGCCAGUUAAGGGUGUAGAAUAUUUGAUUUCAAAUAAGCUGGUGGAAAAUAAUCCUACUUCAGUUGCUCAGUUUCUAAGAAAUACUCCCAAUCUGGACAAGGCAAUGAUUGGUGAUUAUUUGGGUCAACAUGAGGAAUUUCCCCUUGCUGUAAUGCAUGCUUAUGUUGAUUCCAUGAAGUUUUCAGGAAUGAAAUUUGAUAUGGCAAUCCGAGAAUUUCUUAAAGGAUUUCGACUUCCUGGAGAAGCUCAAAAGAUUGAUCGCAUUAUGGAAAAAUUUGCAGAAAGAUAUUGUGCAGAUAAUCCUCGGCUUUUUAAAAAUGCAGAUACUGCAUAUGUUCUUGCAUAUGCUGUCAUAAUGUUGAAUACUGAUGCACAUAAUCCAAUGGUGUGGCCUAAAAUGGCCAAGUCGGAUUUUAUACGUAUGAAUGCCAUGAGUGAUGCUGAAGAUUGUGCGCCAACAGAUCUUCUGGAAGAGAUCUAUGACUCCAUUGUUAAAGAAGAGAUAAAAAUGAAAGAUGAUGUGGCUGAUAUUGGGAAAAGCAUGCAAAAGCCAGAGAGUGAGGAGAGAGGCCGCCUCGUCAAUAUUCUAAAUCUGGCUCUCCCCAAAAGAAAGUCAUCAACUGAUGCUAAGUCUGAGAGUGAAGCUAUAAUUAAGCAAACACAGGCAAUAUUCCGGAAGCAAGGAGGAAGAAGAGGAAUUUUUCACACCGUGCAACAGAUUGAAAUUGUAAGGCCUAUGGUAGAAGCUGUAGGAUGGCCACUACUUGCCACUUUCUCUGUGACCAUGGAGGAAGGCGAUAAUAAGCCAACGGUUAUUCUCUGCAUGGAGGGAUUUAAAGCUGGAAUACACAUUACUCAUGUUCUAGGAAUGGAUACCAUGCGUUAUGCAUUCUUAACAUCUUUGGUCCGAUUUACUUUCUUGCAUGCCCCGAAGGAAAUGCGCACUAAAAAUAUAGAAGCAUUGCGGACUCUAUUUUCACUAUGUGAUUCAGAAACUGAUUCCCUUCAAGACACAUGGAAUGCAGUUUUGGAAUGUGUUUCUCGGCUUGAAUUCAUUACUUCAACUCCUGCUAUUGCUGCAACCAUUAUGCAUGGAUCAAAUCAGAUUUCCAGGGAUGCCGUUCUUCAAUCCCUAAGAGAGCUGGCUGGGAAACCUGCUGAACAAGUUUUUGUCAAUAGUGUUAAAUUGCCUAGUGAUUCUGUUGUGGAAUUCUUCACUGCUCUCUGUGGUGUGUCAGCUGAAGAAUUAAAACAAACUCCCGCUCGAGUAUUCAGUUUGCAGAAGCUUGUUGAGAUCAGCUAUUACAAUAUGGCUCGUAUACGAAUGGUCUGGGCUAGAAUAUGGUCUGUCCUUGCAAAUCAUUUUAUUUCUGCUGGGUGCCAUCGCGAGGAGAAAAUUGCAAUGUAUGCCAUUGAUUCCCUAAGGCAGCUUGGCAUGAAGUAUUUGGAGCGUGCUGAACUCACCAAUUUCACCUUCCAGAAUGACAUUCUCAAACCAUUUGUUGUUCUUAUGCGGAACAGUCGAAGUGAUUCGAUAAGGAGACUAAUUGUUGACUGUAUUGUUCAAAUAAUCAAAUCUAAAGUUGGAAGCAUAAAGUCUGGAUGGCAUAGUGUUUUUAUGAUUUUCACAGCAGCUGCAGAUGACGAAUUGGAAUCAAUUGUGGAAAGUGCCUUCGAAAAUGUGGAACAGGUUAUCUUGGAACACUUUGAUCAGGUUGUUGGAGAUUGUUUUAUGGACUGUGUCAACUGUCUUAUAAGUUUUGCAAAUAACAAAACUUCUCACCGAAUAAGUUUGAAGGCUAUUGCACUUCUCCGCAUUUGUGAGGAUCGUUUGGCAGAGGGCCUUUUACCCGGUGGAACUCUGAAGCCCAUGGAGGAUAAUGUUGAUGCAAAUUUUGAUGUGACUGAGUACUAUUGGUUCCCAAUGCUAGCUGGUUUAUCAGUUUUGACAUCAGAUGCAAGACCUGAGGUUAGAAGCUGUGCGCUGGAAGUUUUGUUUGAUUUGCUGAAUGAGAGAGGUAGCAAGUUCUCAUCAUCAUUUUGGGAGAGAAUUUUUCAUCGUGUGUUGUUUCCCAUUUUUGAUCAUGUAAGACAUGCUGGAAAGGAAAGCCUAAUCUCUUCUGAUGAUAAGUGGUUUCGAGAAACCAGUAUUCAUUCACUUCAAUUGUUGUGCAACCUUUUUAACACAUUCUACAAGGAGGUGUACUUCAUGUUGCCUUCACUUCUGAGCUUGCUUCUGGACUGUGCAAAAAAGACAGAUCAGACUGUCGUUUCAAUAUCUUUGGGUGCACUGGUACAUCUGAUUGAAGCUGGAGGUCACCAGUUUAGCGAGAGUGACUGGGACACUUUGUUGAAAAGCAUAAGAGAUGCUUCAUACACAACACAACCGCUUGAGUUGCUUAAUGCUUUGAGUUUGGAGAACCCAAAAAGCUCUUCAGUACUAGUUACAGAUCCAGAGGUCAUCGCUGAUGAUGUUGCAGAUAGCCAUCAGUUUGAUAUCAACGACAAUGGAAAGUCAUCUGUGCUGGCAUCUCCAAGUAAUGCUCAUGUCGUUGGAGGGAAUGCAUUUGUCUUGCCAGAUAACAGACAAGAAACGGGAUUGCAAAGCAAUUUGGAUGGAUCAGAAGGACUUCCCUCACCAUCAGGAAGAUUUCAGAAACCUGCUGAAGCUGCUGGAUUUCAAAGGAGUCAAACCAUAGGUCAAAAAAUAAUGGGAAAUAUGAUGGACAAUCUGUUCAUGAGGAGCCUCACCUCCAAAUCUAAAGCUCGUGCUUCAGAUGCCUCAGCACCCUCAUCUCCAAUCAAGGUUCCUGAUGUUGUGGUGGAGCCUGAUGUCAAAGAUGAGGAAGAAAGUGCUUUGAUGACAACUAUUAGGGGCAAGUGCAUCACUCAAUUAUUACUUCUUGGUGCUAUUGAUAGUAUUCAGAAGAAGUACUGGAGCAAGUUAAAAGCCCCACAAAAGAUUGCUAUAAUGGAAGUUGUAUUAUCCAUGUUAGAGUUUGCUGCUUCAUAUAAUUCAUAUCCAAACCUCAGAAUGCGCAUGCACCACAUUGCUGUUGAUAGGCUGCCUCUAAACCUUCUUCGUCAAGAAUUAACAGGAACUAGCAUAUAUCUGGAUGUAUUGCAAAAAACAACUUCAGAUUCCCUUGCCAACGAUGGGCAAAUUCUGGAAUCUAGUGUUUCUGAAAAUGUUGAUAUUCCUGCGGCGCAAAAUAAUUUAAGUGUCACUGAAGAUGCUACUGGGGAUGAGAAACUUGAAGGAAUAGCAGAAGCAAAAUUAGUUUCUCUCUGUGAACAGGUGCUCAAGGAAGCAUCUGAUCUCCAAUCCUCUGUGGGGGAGACUACUAACAUGGAUGUUCAUCGAGUUCUUGAGUUACGGUCACCAAUCAUUGUCAAGGUGCUUAAAGGCAUGUGCUCUAUGAACAACAAGAUUUUCAGAAGACAUUUAAGAGACUUCUAUCCUUUGCUUACAAAACUCGUGUGCUGUGAUCAGAUGGAAAUUCGUGGAGCACUAGGGGAUCUUUUCACGGUGCAGUUAAAAGCUCUACUGCCAUAGAAGUUUUUUUUCCAUCUCACAGGCUUGUCUUCAGGAAUGACUUUCAGCAAAUCUGCACAUUCCAUUUCUGAUUUUCUUUCGUUUCAGCUAAUUUCUCUGUGCAUUUCUGUGCUGACAUUUCUUUUGCAGAUUAAAUACCUAUUAUGCCAAUUGUUUGUAUAAAAAAAUCUAGAAAGAGGAAAAGGAGAUAUAGGAAUUGUUCUUAAUAUCAAUUUUGUCUGUGAUAUAUGGAAAUUAGUUCCAGGUUACUCUGAAGAAACGAGAAAUGUUAGCAUUGUCUAUACCUAUAAUUUAAGUACACCACGUCCAUCUCCAUGGCCUUUGAUGAUCCGAACUGCAGCUUGUUUUUCAGUUGAAUUCAAUUUAGUUUUUCUUGUAUUUUGAUUCA
Molecule: messenger RNA, 5923 nt
Organism: Manihot esculenta (cassava)
Lineage: Eukaryota; Viridiplantae; Streptophyta; Magnoliopsida; Malpighiales; Euphorbiaceae
Product: brefeldin A-inhibited guanine nucleotide-exchange protein 5
Exons: 34
Coding region: 169-5535 (1788 amino acids)
Biological process (GO): regulation of ARF protein signal transduction
Cellular component (GO): trans-Golgi network
Molecular function (GO): guanyl-nucleotide exchange factor activity
Source: RefSeq, a predicted model, not a curated record